CUGAGAGCAUCCAGAUCAUUGAAGCCAUUGAACCAGCACGCGAUUAGCUAUAACAGAGACACCGCAGACACAUAAACAACGUAAUGGCGAGCAAGAAUAGGCCAUUGGCAAGAUUGAUCGCCUCAGCUUGUCGUACGAACCACUUGAGUCAAGCACGCAAGUUUUCGACAAGUCAGACGCGAUGCCUCCACACGACUCCAUGUCUUCGCACCGACGGCGUGUUUCGCCUCUUGACCGAUAGCAGAACGCCCAUGCCAUGGAUCGAUGCUUGGAGGCUUCAGCAGGAGGGCCAGGGAACGGCAUCGUCAGAAGCCCAGCCACAGGAGCGGGACCUGAGUCCCAAGAAAAUGAGCGAUAGCUACCACCGCGUCGUCCUGCCGUUGGGCCAAGAUCCAUGGUUAUCCGACACCUAUAUCAAUGCGUCUGGUCAUAUACGACUGGGGACCGUGUUCAUGGACUUAGAUGCGCUGUCGGGCAUUAUCGUGUACAAGCAUACGGGCCCCGGAGUCACGACCGUCACGGCAGCAUUGGAUCGUAUCACUAUAGCCCAUCCCCUUACAGAGAUCUGCGAUCUUGAAUACAGUGGACAGGUUACAUAUGCAUCUGGACGAAGCAGCGUGGAGAUCACCUGCAAGGUCGCAAGAGCAAGGCCAGAGGGCGAACCAAGCAAGCCUGAUGACGUCUUGCUGACCUGCACCUUCACCAUGGUUGCUCUCGAUUCGGAGACCAAAAGGCCCACCAAAAUCCCAGCACUUAUAUGCGAGACACCCGAGGAAGAGAAGAUCUACAAAGCAGGAGAAGCCAAGUCGCUUGCAAAGAAGGAAAUGCUCAAGACGUCUCUCCUAGAAACGGAGCCAAACGACCCAGAAUCAUCGCUCAUCCACAAGAUCUGGCUUCGACAAGUUCACUAUCAUAACCCAAACAACGAUCUCCGUCAACCGGAGAAUGUGGUGCCUAUGGCCAAGACGAAACUCGCCACGGCGUCCAUCAUGCAGCCACAAUAUCGCAACAGGCAUCAAACCAUGAUAUUUGGAGGCUUCCACUUGAAGCAAACGUUUGAACUGGCCUUCUGUUGCGCUGCGAGUUUUGCCCAUGCGCGACCAAGCUUCAUUAGCGCCGACCCGUGCACCUUCCGCAAUCCCGUCCCGGUAGGAAGUGUUCUCUACCUGACGGCAACAGUGGCGUACACCGACCCACCACUGUUGGAGGAGGAUGGCAGUGAGCCACAACAGAAAGACGCCGAGAAGCCUGUGACCCGUGUGCAUGUUCGUGUCGACUCGAAGGUGAGAGAUGUGGAGCACGGCAAUGCGAAGUCAACUGGACAGUUCAACUACACAUUCUCUGUGCCCCGGGAUGUCAAAGUACUGCCCCAUACGUAUCAAGAGUACAUGAUGUACAUCGAUGCGAGAAGGAGAGUCAAGUUGGGAGAUACCCAACAAAGCCAAGACCAGUCAGGGUCUCAGAAGGAGCGGCUGCAACUUGGUAGAGAGGCGAAUUUGACUGAGUGAGGGACAAGUGACAUAGCCCAGCAAGCUCAGCAGGACCUUUUGACUUAGACCAUGGGAGGCAGUGAAGAGCAAGCAGGGGAAACGAGCAGCUCAGGCGACAUUCGGAUGACAUGGAGCUGAAGAAAUACAUGGCGUUAGUCAGGGUCAAAUUUGGUGAAUUGCGUCGGAUUCCGAGUAUUUGGGGCGGCUGUAUUGGUACUGGGAAGACGCGUAGGGAAGAGCUACUCAAUCGGCC
This is a messenger RNA of Pseudomassariella vexata, 1743 nucleotides long. Its product is annotated as HotDog domain-containing protein. Gene Ontology annotation, biological process: acyl-CoA metabolic process. The record is from RefSeq and is a predicted model, not a curated record. Bases 84 to 1508 code for a protein of 474 amino acids. Gene Ontology annotation, molecular function: fatty acyl-CoA hydrolase activity. The transcript has 2 exons. Lineage: Eukaryota; Fungi; Ascomycota; Sordariomycetes; Amphisphaeriales; Pseudomassariaceae. Gene Ontology annotation, cellular component: mitochondrion.